GGCACCCACACGCAAAUGGAAAGGCAAACGGAUAUUUAGCUUAUUAUCUGUGGUGCCAUAAACAGGACAAGCCGUGUGUAACACACUUCGAUCUACUUGGCAUACAAAUUUUCUUUUUCCUUUAAGUAGAAUCAAACUCUGAAAUAAUCCAUGAGGUGGUUCUGUUGAUUUUCUUUGUACAAGUUUAGAAGAAAUUUAAUAAUUUCUAUCGCACACUACAUUAAUGUUCUUUCCUGCUGAGUUCUACAUAGAAAAGCUUUCCAUUGUGAAGGGUAGUAACAUCUGAAGACCAUGCCCUUGAGCUUAUUUGAGUGGUCAACAGUACUAUUAUUUUUGAGUACACAGUUGACCCUAUGUUGCAGCCAGAGAUGUGGGGGUACAAUAGAAGCCGGAGCCGGCGUGAUACGGUCACCAAAUUAUCCAGAAGGAUACCCACCGGCUUCUGAAUGUUCUUGGGUCAUUCACUCGGCAGCUGAGACGAUGAUCAGAAUAAAAUUCCAGGUUCGAGACUGCAGUGGAGAUUCUCUUUGGAUAUACGAUGGUAAUGGGACAUCGGGGAUACCACUGUUUGGUCAAUACUGUUCUACAAUUCCACCAACAUCGAUUAACUCUAGUGGACAAUUGGUCACUAUCAAGUUUGUAUCUGUGGAAGGAGCGGGAAACAAUCAAGGAUUCGUCAUAUCCUAUGAAUCAAUUGAUAUAGCUCUAGGUUCACGAGUCAUUUGGAGUGAAGUAAGACCUUCGACGGGUGAAGUGCGAUUAAACAGUGUUCCUGCAGAUCCAAGAGAGAUGUUGAAUGCCGAUCAGACAGUAAUGGAAUCCGUCACAACCACCUUCUACUUCCAAGCUGCAAGUGGUAACUGGACCGCUCUAGCAACGCGAUAUGGUCAGCAUGAACUCAUCUGGAGUGGUGGUCUAAGGAAAUCCAUGAUCAAGGGCUCUAUGGGUAGCAACCGAACAGCAAAGAUCUACUACGCUUUUACAUCAUCUAGCGUAACAGGAGUCGCAGUUGAUUGGCUGACAGGCAAUGUGUAUUGGACUGACGCAGCGUAUGAUUGGAUAAUAAUGAGUAACGAAAAUGGAACGCGUAACGCAUUGAUAAUUGAUAAAGAUCUUGAUAUUCCUACGGGCAUUGCCAUUCAUCCAUCAAGAGGAUAUCUAUUUUGGACUGACUCGGGAUCUAGACCAAAAGUAGAAAGGAGUAAUCUAGCAGGAGAAGGUCGUCUUGAGAUGGUUUUUACAAACAUUGUAAGGCCUUCUGGAAUAACAAUCGAUUACAAAGAUGACUUGGUAUUUUGGGUUGAUUCUGACCCAUCUUCCAACCGCAUUGAAUCCUGUAGCAUUGAAGGGGCAAAUCGAAGGACAUUGAUGCACACUGCAAAUGAUAUAGGACUCUUUGAUUUGACCAUCUCAGGGAACUUCAUUUACACUACAGCAAAGGUCAUCAAGAAAAUGAUAGUACUUAUGAAAGCUAGUGGUGAAGAACUCCUGAAUCUAAAUCUAGAUUAUGAUCCAUACAGUGUUGUAACAUACGCUCCGGAUGAACAGCCUCAAGAAUAUUCGCCAUGUAGUAGCAACCCGUGUAGCUUCCUAUGUGUUGGAGGAGGACCUAAUGAUUACACCUGUCUCUGUGGAAAUGGUUUCCUAUUAAAUGAAGAUGGUCGUACUUGUAUUAAGGAGGGUACUAUAGAUCCACCGCAGUACUUUGUGGCCUCUCGUUCGAAGCUUUGUCGCUAUCCAAUCAACUUUCCAGACAUCGUUUUACCCAUGAUCACAAACUUCAAUGUAUCCUGUUUCUUAGGAGGACGGGUUCAUGCUGUUGCUAUCACAGCUGAUAUAGAUGAAGGGGUUGUAUUUUUCAGCGAUUUAGGAAUGAAAGCGAUUGGGAUGGCUACUCUCAGAGAUGGAGCACCUGUAAAGAUUAUCACGGGCGGGGUGCGGUCUGUUCAAGGUUUAGCCGUAGACUGGUUGACCAAGCAUCUAUAUUGGACAGACCAUGCAAGAGGUACCAUCGAAGUGUCAAAGUACGACGGGUCAUACCGGACCACUCUUAUCAAGGACAAUGUCAUAAAACCAAGGAGCAUUGCAAUAGAUCCAGAAAGAAAGUACAUGUUUUGGAGUGAAUUUGGUCCCCCUACUCAGAUCGAACGUGCUUCAUUGGAUGGUACUGAACGAGUUGUCAUCAUGUCUGCGCCAUAUGGUGUACCAUUCUUUAUACCUACAGGAUUAGCUGUUGACACUAAAGAAGAAAGGCUGUACUACACUGAUCUGUCAACUCGAACAAUAAAUAAGGCGGAUUAUUUCGGCAACAAUAAGAGACAGCUCCUGAGGAAAAAUGGGGCCAUUUUUUUCGACGUCGCACUUUACAAGGACUAUAUCUUAUGGACAGAGCUAGGAAGAAACAAUGGUAUCUACGCAGCGAACCGACACAGUGGUCAAAUCAACUUAGAAUAUCACAAUCGAGGAGAGCAAGUGUAUGGCAUUACAUCUUAUGCAGAUACUCGUCAGAAGGUUAUGCAUCAUCCCUGUCGUUUCCAGAACGGUGGAUGUGACCAACUGUGUCUCAGUUCAACCUCUAGUCACAUAGGAUUCGUGUGUAAUUGUACUCUGGGAUUCUACUUAGCUGAUGAUGGCAAAGCGUGUGUGUCAGACCUUGUUCAGGACGACUUCUUUUUGGUGACGGACACCUACCGACGAUCGAUCUUUCAGGUUAGUAUGGACAUGAUAGAGUCUAACCUGGAACCUAAGGCACUCUACUUACCAAGUAUUCGGAAUCCAAUAGCAGUGAGCUUCGAUCCAAUUGAUAGAAAAGUUUACUGGAGUGAUGUUGCAUCUAAGACACUAAGCCGUGCCUCGUUGGAUGGUAACAACUACCAAGUCAUUGCUAGAGAUGCUAUUGAUCAUCCUGAUGGGAUUGCCGUGGACUCGAUCUCUAGGCUUUUAUACUGGACGGAUUUUGGAACCCAUGACUUGUCUGUAUCUCACCUCGAUGGUUCAUAUCGGAAGACACUAAUUCGUGGUUUAGAUAAACCAAGAUCCAUUGUGCUGCAUCCAGUUAGAGGGACGAUGUUUUGGACAGAUUGGGGAGACAAUCCUGUUAUUGAACGAGCCUUCAUGGAUGGAACUGAUCGUUCAACAAUUAUAUCUGGAUCACUAGGCUGGCCAAAUGGACUCACCAUAGACUACAUUGGAAAUCGGCUUUACUGGUGUGAUGCUCGUCUUGAAAGAUUUGAAACAGCUGAUUUUUACGGUAAUGGACGGCGCAUUCUGUAUACGUUUGGAAGAGAUGUCCAUGCUUAUGAAGUUGCUGUAUUUGGUCAGUUUCUUUACUGGACAGACUGGACAUUGCAAAGUGUACUCAAGAUGGAUAAAGACACUGGUAGUGGUAUCACGACAGUAGGUCCCAACGAGUACCUCCGACCAAAUGGAAUAUACAUGGUAUCCGCCAAUACAAUGCCAUUAGGAAGCAACAUUUGUUCCAUUGAAAACGGAGGUUGCUCAGGACUCUGCCUUCCUACUGGAUUUGAUCGAAACUGCACAUGCGCAGAUGGAUUUGAAUUUGAUGAAGACGGAACAACUUGUACUCCUGAUCAAGCAACUGUAUGUCCAAGUGUCUUUCACAAUGGCUAUGUUGAUGAAUCUUGCGACCCUAGGCCAGGACAAAUUUGUGAUGUACAAUGCCACCGAGGGUUUUCUCCUAGAACUGAUGCUAUCGUAUGCCAGGUGUCUGGAACAUGGGAUCUUGAUGUCAACACAAUUUGCAAUCUUGUAGAGUGUGAAGAUCUGGAUACGCCACCUAAUGCCAUCAUUGGACCAUGCAAUCCUCCCUUCACACUAGGCAAGAUGUGUACACUAUCUUGUAGGGAAGGAUAUAUGAAGAUUGCAGGAAAUGAUAAAAUGAUGUGUGGCGAAAAUGGAGAAUGGAUCGGAACUCCAAUACGCUGCCAACAGCACGGUGUUCCUUUACCAAAUGGUCAUUGCAAACCCAAUCUAGCAUUCAGGGAAGUACCUGAGGAUAUGAGUCGAUCUGAAAGGGAUUUAGUGGAGAUAAGGUGCCCAUUCAAUGAUCACGAUGCUUCCCUUAGAUGGUACAAAGAUGGACAAAGAUUACAUUCAGGUUAUGAUAAUGGCUUUUUAAUACAAGACGAAUUCAACCAAUUAACAAUUAUAAACUUUAGAGAAAUACACGGAGGACAUUUCAAAUGCGCUGUAUUUUCGGGAGAAACGGAAUGUUUAAGUUCAACGUUUACUAUAACUUUCAACCCUCAUCGUCACUUCAGUGUUUUCCCUAUUGAUGCGUAUAAAAACAUCAAUGAUGAACACAUAUUUCACUGCUCUCCAAGAGAAAAUACGUCUAGUGUAGUGUGGGAAAAAGAUGGUCAACUAUUGCAACAAGGAAACUUCUAUAUCCAACAAGGGAACCUGAAUUUGAUCAAUAUAGAUGAAGGAGAUAGAGGGAAGUAUACUUGCGUUGUUCGUGAUGAGCGUGGACGGACUCAGGGUCGCGUAGAUGCCUGGCUUCAUUUGAUUAAUCCACCUGAAAUUGACAUUUCUCAAGUUUGUGGCAAGAUUACCUUCUGGCAGGAAGCACAGACUACUCCGUCUCCACGAGUAAAUGUUCGCACCGAACCAAUGGACACAAUGAACGAAGAGAGCCUCGGUUGGAGCAGUGACACCGUCCAAAUAAACCAAGCCCGUGUGGUAGGGGGGACAGAAUCAAAGUAUGGUUCGGCACCCUACAUGGUACGAAUCGAGAAAAAAACUUUUAAUAAUGGGUUGGAGCCAGAGUGGACUUCCAUCUGUGGUGGUACUAUCCUUGACCAGAGGUGGGUAUUAACUGCCGCGCACUGCAUGUUCGAUAAGCAUGGAAACAUAGUUCGGAAGGAAGACUUGAGGAUAAUUUUCGGAGACUAUGACACAGAACUACCAGACAAGUUUCAACAGACCCACUAUCCAGCUGAAAUUAUUAGGCACGAGGAUUAUGACCACACGAAAAAUGAUGACAACCUGAGAAAUCAUGACAAUGAUAUCGCUUUGAUGCGUAUAGAUCCACCACUAUGGAGCUUCAAUUCGUACAUUCGCCCAAUUUGCCUUGCACCUGGUGCUCUGGCCAAUCGUCUCUUGGCCAUGUUGGAAGAGUCUGUUAAUAGACUCGGACGCGUUAACGGAUGGGGUCAAAUAGCGGAGAAGGCCGGUAGCAGUCGGUUUAUGAAAGAGGUAGAAUUACCAUUUGUUGAUCGACAAGAUUGUCGACGAAGUCUAGUCAAACAAGAUGGAUCAGAGGAAGGAAUAUUUACAGAUAACAUGUUUUGUGCGGGUUAUUACUUAACUCUACGAGACUCCUGUCACGGCGACAGUGGAGGUCCGUUUGCCUUUCGUCAUGAUGAUGGUCGGUGGUAUCAGUUAGGGAUUGUGAGCUGGGGUAUCGGAUGUGCUAGAGAGGGAGAAUACGGAUUCUAUACACAAAUUUCGAGAUAUCUCCACUGGCUUCGUUCUAAAAAUGUGACAGUUGCAUAUUCUAAAAACGUCGAGCAACAGUUCAACGAGAGUAUUCGUGGAGCAGCAGAACUUGCCUUUACAGUGAAAUCACCCAGCAACUUGAACGUAGAAGCAGGUACCGAGGUCAACCUGGAGUGUACACCUAACAGAGAAGAUGCAUCACUCCAGUGGUUCGUCGGAGACUUUCCAGCGAAUCAGCUUGCAGAAGGGGUGCGUAUCCUGCCUUCUGGGCUGGUCUUUCACUUUGAUGCAAUCGAGGAGAUCUAUGCUGGAAAUUACUCGUGUGUGGCUCAAGUCAACGAUGAUGAUGGAGAGCAAAUCAUCCGUGCAGACUUCCAAAUAGAUGUUACUGAAGGAUGAUCAUGAUGACACAACCUGCUUUACGUCGGUGUACUGGUCUGCGGAAGAAGAUAUUCGUCAUAAUUUUUUUAAUCAUGAAAAUCCAUUAUAAGUCAAGAAGCCAUUAUCGUCAUAUGCAACUAUUAUCUUAUCUAUUGUUGCAAUAGCUAGACUUUUGCCUGAAUUGAACAUGUAUAAAGAAUUUCAAGUAUCAGACUUUCUUUUCGUAAAAAGGCGGUAAAUAUUAUGAAAUUAUACACAUAUUGCGCGUCCAACUGUGAGUAAAUAUAAUGCUCUUCAUGACCAUAAUGCCAUUUGUACACCAUGAAAAACUACUUCAUUCACACGUUCGUUCUCUAAUAUUUAAUAAAUCAGUGUUUCUAACUUUGAAAGUGUUUUAGUUAAUAAUAAUUCAAGCGAAUUUCCUCCAUUAGAUUUGUCCAUGAAUUGUCCACAAAUAUGAAAUAUGUCCAUCAUAGUUCCUUUCAAAUAAAAUUUAAUGAAAUUGAAUAAAAUAAUGACUUGCAUAUCAAAUAAAAGCAUAUUUUUUCGUUCAAUAGUUAUAUGGAUAAUUACAUAAUUUGCUAAAAUGCAAAUGAACAAGAAUGCAUGAACAAAUUAACAUCAUUCAGAUAUAUUGAAUUGGUUUGAUUGAUUGAUAAACGAAUUUAUUCAUUCCAAAAUUUCAAAAAGUAAAGCAAAAUAUAAUCUAACAUUAUGAAAUGAAAUAUAAACCUUCUGAAAAGCAAGCUUGUCGUUGAAUACAAAUCAUAUCUUUCUUAUUGACGUUCAAAAUAUAUAUAAUACACAAGUCAAUGUAUCUUUCUUGUAGAAAUUAUAUGUAAAUCCUUGUGAAAUAUAUAUAUAUUUUUUUACAUAUUCCCAAGUAAAAGACAAACAAGGCUGGAUUAUAUUACAAGAUAUGAAGAAAAAUUGAAAAGGACAUACAAAACAAAACGUUACAAAAACAGGACGUGACAGAACGGUACAAGAACAAGGCAUGACAAAAAUUUAUACAAAAACAAGACAUAAGAAAUAGUAUACGAACAGAAAAAUAAUAAAAAAGACAACAACAAAACAAAGGACAAAAGACGAGUAAAAGAAAACAGACAAAAAACAAAUCUGCACAGAUAGAGCGAAUGAAAAGAGACGGGAAAAUAAAUGAAAUAAGGACGGGGGGGGGGGAGGGGGGUCCGGAAGAACAGAAGAUCCACAAGAUAUCCUAAGUAGGAUGAAUGAUUUGAGUGUUAUAGUUAUUGGUUAGAUUUUUGUAAAGUGCUCUAUUGAAGCUAUGAAUAGUUGGCUUAUUUCGUAAAGUUUGCGGAAGUAAAUUCAAAAGUCUGAUGCCAGAAUAUAUGAACAGUUUGUUAAUAAUGUCCUCGUUCUAGGUAAAAAAAAGUCCAACAGAUCUUGUUUGUAGGGUAGUGAUGAACGUUGAUAUUUCCUGUAAACAUAGAAUAAAAUACGUCUGGUACAUGUAGUUCAUCUCUACUAAGGUUGUACAUAAGAUAUCCAAGAUUAUAAUGGUAAGGAUCAUUGAUCUUAAGAAUACCAUGAGUUUUAAAAAGAACAUUGGUAUGUGCCCGAUAAUGAGAAUGGCAAAUAACGCGCAAAGCUUUCUUCUGAAGUAGUAAAAGUCUAUUCAAAUGAAAAUCCGCACAAAUCCCCCAUGCAAUAAUACAAAAGUUCAAAUGCAGGAGUAUCAGCGUAGGGUAGAAGUUUAAUAAUAUACGAGUCGGGAAGUAGAAUUCAACUUUAUUGAUAAUUCCAACAUUCCGUGGAAUUAUUUUGCAUGUGUUAUCUAUAUGUUCUUUCCACGACAGUCUGUCGUCGAUAGUUACUCCUAGAAAUUUCGUAUUUAAUACUCUUUGAAUAUAAAUAUUAUCAAAAGUAAUGUUACCUGGGAGUUCAUCAAUGAUAUUGCUGAAGAGCAUGUAAUUUGAUGGCUUUGAUCCACACCGAGACUAGUUUUAAUUCUUUAUUGAAUGUAUCAAGUAAAUGUUUGGGGUCCUUAUGGGAAAAAAAUAUAUUUGAGUCGUCGGCAAAAAGAAUGAAUGAUAAAGAACUUGAAGAUUUAUAAAAAAUUAUUAACGUAGACCAAAAAAGAAGCGGACCCAAGAUUGAACCUUGAGGGACUCCACAUGAGACAGAUUUGGGAGGGGAAUUUACAUUUCCUAUGGAAACAUACUGCUGCCUACUGCUGAGGUAGUUCCUGAACCACUCCAAGGCUAUCCCUCUGAUUACAUUUUUUUUUAAAUAUAGGGCUCACUCGGGCUUUCUUAAUGAUGGAAGGUACAACUCCUGUAGAAAGACACAAAUUAAAGAUAUAAGUCAAAGGUUUAAUAAUGUGUAUCAGAUUUCUUUUCAGGAGAAUGUUACUUAUAUCGUCACAUCCUGAACUCAUUUUAUUCUUCAGUCCAAAAAUUAUAUCUGCUUGUUCUUUUACGUCUGUUGGUGUGAAAUAUACCGAAUUUGGAUUAGGGUCAUUAAGAAAAGAUGUGAAGUGUUUAGAAGAGGCAGGGAUGGUGCUGGCAAGAUUUUGGCCUACAGAUGCAAAAUAGUCAUUAGAAACAUUUGCCAAGGCAAGGGGAUCCUUUUCCAAUUCACCAUCAACAUUUAUUUUCGCGGGCGUAGACAUUUUGAAGUUACCUUGUAUAAGGUUUUUUAUAACUUUCCAUGUAUUUCAACAUCGUUCUUAUAGGGGUUAAAUUGAUUAUGAAAAUAAUUGUUUUUUACAUCUUCUUAGUAUACCUAUCAAAAUAUUUUUGUAGUCAGUGUACUUUUUUCUAUUUCUGUCGCAAGGUUUUGAAAUAGUUUUUUAAGUAAAGGUUGUUCUUUCUGUUUAUUGAGAGCAAAAUGCUAGGUGUGAUCCAUGGGGACCUUGGAACCUUUUUGCAAUGAGAGCGUUUGAAUCGCGCUACAGGAGAAGAGCUAUUUAUUAAUGGAUUCAUUUUAUUCAUAACAGCGUCAAAUGGACUUCUUCAAGUACUUCGACAGCAUUAAUCAUGAUAUUUUACUUAACCAAUUACAUCAUUAUGGAGUGCGUGGGAAGUCCUUGGAGUGGUUCAGGAGCUAUCUCUGAAUAUGAAGCAAUAUGUCUUUUUAAACGGGUGAAAUUUUCAAAUGAAAAAAAAUGAAUAAUUGUGGAGUUCCACAGGGUAGUCUUCUCGGCCCGAUUAUGUUUAUAGUUUAUAUUAAUGAUUUUUGUAGAUCAUUAGAUGUUCUUUCUUUCAUUCUCUUUGCAGACGACUCUAACUUAUUUUUUUCACAUAAAAAUCCUCUUCACCUUGCUAUUAUAUUCAACUCUGAACUAGAAAAUGUCACCCAAUGGAUAAGAGCAAAUACAUUGUCAAUAAAUCUUCAAAAAACAAAAUAUAAUAAUAAUGAUAGCGGCAUAUUUACCCAGGGUAGCCACUUCAGUUCCGAAAACUGUUUUCCCAGCGGGUCCUGCUAUUGUCUAGUUACUCUAUAAAUACACUUCAUGUUGAUAUUUCUUGGAUGGAACUCCCUUGGAAAAUGUAUCCCAUAUUAAGUUUCUUGGAAUGGCAUUCGAUAAUACGCUCUCA
This is a messenger RNA of Lytechinus variegatus (green sea urchin), 9404 nucleotides long. RefSeq names its product low-density lipoprotein receptor-related protein 1B-like. The record is from RefSeq and is a predicted model, not a curated record. Gene Ontology annotation, molecular function: serine-type endopeptidase activity. NCBI's taxonomy places the organism in Eukaryota, Metazoa, Echinodermata, Echinoidea, Temnopleuroida, Toxopneustidae. Gene Ontology annotation, biological process: proteolysis. The transcript has 30 exons. Bases 292 to 5859 code for a protein of 1855 amino acids.